AUGAUGAAUGAUAAUUUAAAUGAAAAUUUUAGUAUACCGAAAAAACAUGAGGAUGAUUACAAAACACAGUUAACUGAAGAAAACGAAGAAAACCCAAAAUAUAAAGAAGAUAAUGCGGAUCAAACAAAUAUUUUUCAAAAUGGUGUUCAAACGGAAAUAAAACAUAAUAAUUUCCCUUUGGACUAUUAUAAUUUCGAAGAAUUUAAAAAAGGGGAAGAGCAUAUGGAGAAAAACAAGUAUGAGGGGGGUAUUGACAACAAAGGCAAUCAAAUGAAUAAGCCGGAUAUGGAAACUUUUGGUAGCAUAAAUCAUCACGAAGAAAUUCAGGAAAAUAAAAUUCAAAAUGGAGACAGAAACACAAGUAAAAAUAUUAAUUAUAAUAAACAAAAUACAGAUAUAAAUUUGAUAAAUAUAACAGAAAAUAAAAAUACCGAUGAAAAAACAAAUUUUGGUGAUAAUAAAAAUUUGAAUUUAUUAAAAAAAAAAUUAACACACAAUGAAGACGAUUUGAUUGAUGACUUAUUAAUGUAUAAUAAUAAUGAUAGAGGAAAAAUUACGAGUUUCAGUAAAAAAAAAAAAAAUGAUAAUUUAAAUGAAAAUAAUAUAUCAAGUAAAAUAAACAGCGAAUUAAGUAUACUAGAUUUAAGAAAAAAAAAUUCGGAAAUUAAAACAAAAUUUGAAAAAUUAUCUAUGAAUUCUCAAAAAAAACAAAGCAAUUUAAAUAUUCGCAAGAAACAAAAUAAAACAAGUUUUCAUAAUAAUACUGUAAAUUUAUUACCAAAGAAAAUUCAUGAAGAAGAGAUAAUGAUACAAAAAAUUGUAAUACAACAAAGUGACAGUGAUGAUAUAGUUCAAAAAAAAGUGCAUACCAUUGAAAAUGAUAUUGAAGAAGCAGAAAAAAAAUAUAUAAAUGCUUUAGCACAAAAUAAGGAUAUUCAUAAAAACACAAACUUUUAUCAUUCCGAAAAUAGUAAAGAAAUUAGUGUAAAAUUAGAACCCCAUGAGGAGAAUAAUUCUAGUGUGAACAAUUUGCAAAAACAAUAUUCCGUCAAGUCUCUUACUUCCUUUAAAGAAUCAGAAAUAAGUGAAAACAAGAAGAACAAUAUGGACAACAAAAUAAAUGAAUUACAUUCUUACACUGAGGAAAAUUAUAAUGCAACAAAAGUAUUAAAUGGUGAUAAUGUAAUACAAAAUUAUAGCACACAAAUAAACGAGGAAAUACAUCCAAAAGAUAUAAAAGAUGAACAAAUUAAAGAUGAUAUUCUUAUUAAUAAUCAAAUAUUGAAUGAAAAAAAUACAAAAAAUAAUAAUUCUAAAAUCUCAGAAGAUUUAAUGAAUAUAAAAAUAUAUGAUGACUCUGAAAUAGAUGAAACAAAAGAAAAUGAAUUAGAGCCUUUUUGGCUAAAUAAAGAAAUGUCUAGUUUUAACACUUUAAAAACAAACAUAAAUGAUAAAUUAUUAAAUGUAAAAAAUCAAAAUCAAAUAAUGUGGACUCGAGAAGAUUAUAAAGAUGGUCUUUUCGUAUUAGACAGAGAUAAUCUAUUGAAUAUGAAAAAAUCGGAAAGUGAUAUUAUAACAAACCGCGAAAAUAUUAAAAACAAUAUAUCCCAAAUAUUUAAAAAGAGCAUGACAUUAGACACUAUAAAUCGUAAUAGUAAUGGAAAAGAAGUGACAUCUGUUACCCCUACCUUGAAUUAUGAUCAUUCCCCCCAAAGAGCAAAAUCAUUUAAAAACCUAAACUUUUAUGAAGAUCUUGCCGGAGAAAGUUCAUGCGAUUCUUGUACUACACAAAGCACUGACGAUGAAAAGGAAAAAAUAGAUAUUAAAAAAAAAAUAAAAAUUAUAAAGCAAAAACUAUUACAUAAUAAUAAUGAUAUUACGAAUAUCGAAAAUAUUAAAGUUGAAAACUUUGAUAUAUAUAAUAUUGACUUUAAAAAAAUUGGUCUAAAUACAAGCAAUUUAAAUACCGAGGAAAAAUAUAUUUUAAUGUUAUACAUUUCGGAACAGCAAAGGAAGUUAGCUUUACAGGAAACAAAACAAAGCGUCAACGGCUACAGAAAUAGCCAAACAAUAGACAAGUACAGAGGAGGUAAUAAUGAUGCUUACACUUUAAGCGGAAAUGAGAGAAAAGUAACUGAUUUAGAAAAUAUUCAUUGGAAAGCGAAUUAUCCAGGAAGAAAUGAAAAAUAUGCAGACAAUUUUAAGUUGAAUAUGAUUAGGCUAAAAAAUAAUUCUAUUCCAUUUUAUGAUCAAAACAUGGAUAAUAAAAUAAAUGAGGACAAAAAUAAUAAAUAUCCUCUUUCUGAUUUUAAUACUUCUUAUUAUACAUACAAUUUCUCACAGUAUAAAUUAAACGAUGACGAUAAAAUAUAUUCUAUUGCAGAAAAUAAAAAUGUCCGUAAUUCAUAUAUAGAAAAUGAGUUAUUAAAGCUUCAUGACCCCAAUUAUAAGGAACAACCUCACUUUAGCCUCUUUCAAAAGUUGUAUAUCGAAUUUUUGAUAAAUGAAUAUAAAAUAAAGGAAAAAGGUGAUACAAUAAUUUUAGAUGACAACACAAUUUGUCAAAAAAAUUAUGAUAUAUAUGAUCAUUCGUUUAUGAAUAAUUUAUUAAAAAGUUUUGUGGAAAUAUUUAUUCAGAAUGAGGGUGUAUAUGAACUUCUAUCGAUUUACGAAGAUACUAUUUGGGAUCGAGAGAAAGGAAUUGAGGAAGCAAAAAUUGAUGCAUGCUCAGAAUAUAUUUGCAGAAUGUUUUUUGAAAACUCCUCAAACAAAAAUAUUGCAAAAAGAAAAGAUUAUAAUAAUGAGCAAAAUAUUUUUUCAACACAGUUUUACACAUUGCUCAAAUAUAUAGCAAAUAAAAUCGUAAUAAAUGGAAAUAUAAUAAAUAAAAUUAAAGAAAUACAAAUUUUGAAUAAAAUACUAAACGAGGAAGUAAAAAUUUAUUGUAUUAAUGUUGUAUGUAUGGAGGAUUUAUUUUUAGAUGUAGAACCACAUUUUAUUGAUGAAUUUGAUAAAGUUAUAAUAGGCAAAAAUGUUGGAUUUUUUAAUAUGCAUGUAAUAAAUAGUGAAUAUAACUAUAAUUAUUAUAUUAAUGAAAAUGAUCUUAAUGCAUUAAAUAAUGAUCAAAAUAAUAUAUCAGUUUGGAAUUAUGUCUAUGGAUAUUUCAAUGACAUAUAUAAUUGGUAUAACGAAAAGAAUGACCACAAACCUAAUCAAAUUCAAAAUAGAGAUAGUAUCGACAUAAAAGAUAGCAUUAAUGUGAAAGAUAAAGAUGUUAGUAAUUCUUCAAAAACCCUUUCAAGGGAUUACAUAAAAAAUGCUAAUAAGUUACAUAGUUCGCGUAAUAAUACUAUUUUUAAAAAUGAAAAAUUAGAUGACCACGACAAUAAAUAUAAGACUUUUGAAAAAAAACAAACUGAAGAAUUAAAUGCUAAUUUAAAAAAUGAAGAAUCACAAUUAACUCCUAAUAGUGAGCAUAUAUAUGAUAAAAAUACCGAUCCAUCCAAAAAAGAAAAAAAAAAAAAAAAAAUGAAAGUAGAACAAAAAGAUUUUCCCAAGAAUGUAGAAAUAGAAUCAAGUAAUAAUUUGAUUGAAAAAAAAACGAGCAUACAAAAUAAAAAUGAAGAACAUGAUAUAUUAAGCAAUUCUACAAACAUAGAUGAAUACUUAAUGGAUAGUAAUGUGUCGAGUAUAAAUAAUUAUAUUUCAGAAAAUUCAAAUAAAAUAAAAAUACAAUCUAUUAGCAACCUGAGCAAUACUAAUAGUUUUAAUAAUAAUCCUGAUGAAAAAACAAUGAAUGGACAAACCCAAAUAAAUAAUAAUAAUUACACUGAUGAUAUUCAUAAUAAAUACCCUAAUGAUUCUGUAGAAAUAGAGAAUCACAAUUUUAUCAAAGCCGAAGAAAAAAAUAAUCCUCGAAAGCUUAAUUUCAAUUUUAAACAAACUAAUCAUGAAGAUUUAAAAAAAGAGAAUCAAUUUAUUAAAAUGUCUAAUAACAAAUUCGAAAAAAAUCAAACCAGCUUAGUAACAUUUCAAUAUAAAGGGACAUUACCAAAAGGAGGCAUAAACAAAUUAUUGUUAGAUAAAAACAGUAAUAUAAAAGGAAACUAUUUUUGCAUAUCAGAUGACAAAUUAAUUGUUACUCAUUCUAAAAAUGGUAAAAUUGAAAACUUUUUAGAUUCUCAUUUUGUAAUAGAAAAAUGUAUAAAAUAUAAUAAAGAAAUAAAUCAUUUAUAUGUUCAUAUAUUUAAUUUAAAAAAUAAAAAAUAUCUAGCGGUGGAUCUCGAAAGUAAUAUUAUAGUAUUUACUAAUAAAUAUGAUGAUCAAUUUUAUUAUGAUCAAGAUAAUACAAGGCAUCGAAUAUCAACUUAUUUCCAUUUGCAAUCUAUAGCCGAUAUAAUGAAAAAAAUGAUAACCGAUGAUAUAAUUCAUAUUAUUUCUAACAUUGUGUUAAGCAGUUAUUAA
Plasmodium vinckei vinckei is the source of this 4464-nucleotide messenger RNA. RefSeq names its product conserved Plasmodium protein, unknown function. NCBI's taxonomy places the organism in Eukaryota, Apicomplexa, Aconoidasida, Haemosporida, Plasmodiidae. Bases 1 to 4464 code for a protein of 1487 amino acids. The record is from RefSeq and is a predicted model, not a curated record. The transcript has a single exon.